ACUAGAAUCGGCUUUCUUCGGUAAACAUCGUACUUUGUCGUCAGUUACGACUCUGCCAAGGAUGGAGGAAGAGGCAAGAAGGCUUCUCGCGGAAGGGAUCAGUAAGAAAUUGAUUAGCCCGGGUAAAGGACAGCUAUCGCCCUUCCCCGAUGGAACAAAGGUGGUCUUCCAUUACCGCACCAGCCUGUGUGAUGGCACAGUGCUGGAUGACUCCCGGAACAUGGGGGGCUGCAGUAAACCAAUGGAGCUGAUCUUGGGCAAGAAGUUUAAACUGGCUGUAUGGGAACGAGUGAUCAUCUCUAUGAGAGAAGGAGAAAUUGCAGAGUUCACAUGUGACGCCAAACACACCGCACUCUACCCGCUGGUGUCCCAGUCUCUGAGGAACAUCAGCAUUGGAAAAGACCCCCUAGAAGGCCAGAGACAUUGCUGUGGCAUUGCCCAGAUCCACUCCCACCACUCGUUGGGCCAGAAAGACCUGGACCACCUUCAGGCUAAUCCACAGCCUCUUGUAUUCGCCAUUGAGCUGAUGGAGGUUCUUCCUCCGGGCUCAUUCCAGCUGGACGUGUGGGCCAUGACGGACCAGGAGAAGCUGGCCUUCGUGCCUCACAUCCACGAGGAGGGCAACAUGCUCUUCAAGGAAGGCCGAAUACAAGAGGCCACCGACAAAUACUACAACGGCAUCGCCUGCCUCAAAAAUCUACAGAUGAAGGAACAUCCAGGAGAUGAAGCUUGGAUCAAGCUCGACCACAUGAUCACGCCUCUUCUCCUCAACUACUGCCAGUGCAAGCUACUCCAAGGCCACUACUACGAAGUCAUCGAACACUGCUCAUCACUCACAUUCAAAUAUGAGGACAACAUUAAGGCCUACUACAAGCGAGCGAAGGCCCAUGCCGCAGUGUGGAAUGAGACGGAGGCCCGUGCGGACUUUGCCAAGGUGCUGGAGCUGGACCCGUCUCUCGGGCCGUCUGUCACCAAGGAGCUGCGGGCCAUGGAGGAUCGCAUCCGGACCAAGGAGAAGGAGGAGAAGGGACGCUACAAAGGCCUGUUCAAUUACAACUCACCACCGCCAACUGCGACCACGGGUUGAGGAGUACAAUGAGAAGAUACCUUUAGAUUUCAAGGUGAAAGCAUAGAAACGCCAGAUGCUGGUGUUUCAGUUUGAGCCACACUCACAAGACAAAACUCUGUACUCUGUGAGAUACAUCAUGUUCCCAAAGUCAGAUUUGUUUCUCCCUUUGAUUGUUUUGUUGCCAAUAGCAACUCAAAGCCUCAAGUGUCCUCAUGUUUGAUGUAUCCGUCGGUUCCCUCAUACAGACGUGCCACACAAACUGCUUUUCUUUUAUUCAGUGUGAUAAUCCACUUGUAAUCACAUCCGAAUUGAGAAUUUUUACUCGUACAGCUCUCCUUUUGUCCCUCUGGACCUCAUUGGUCUCAGGAUUAACGGACUGGUUUCUCCUGGUCAAUAUAACUGGCAGAUGGAGACGUUGACAAUCAAAUCGACACACUUAGAUGUUGCUUUCUUCUGUAUUCUUAUUUCACAUGUGGGGGGAAAAAAGUAUUUUGGUUGUCAUCACUUUCUGUCUCACUCUUUGUAGACCCAAAUUGUGGAAAAAACUCUGUGGAUGAGUCUCACCCUUGUAGUUUCAUGUCACUGAAGCAGCAAUUGUGUAAUCCAAAUAAAUACGUUUAUUCAUG
This is a messenger RNA of Hippocampus zosterae (dwarf seahorse), 1695 nucleotides long. RefSeq names its product aryl hydrocarbon receptor interacting protein (gene aip). NCBI's taxonomy places the organism in Eukaryota, Metazoa, Chordata, Actinopteri, Syngnathiformes, Syngnathidae. The record is from RefSeq and is a predicted model, not a curated record. Bases 62 to 1087 code for a protein of 341 amino acids. The transcript is spliced from 7 exons. Gene Ontology annotation, molecular function: peptidyl-prolyl cis-trans isomerase activity; protein binding.